AUGCCUCCCUACGCUCUGGAAGAUCAAGUCUGUAUUGCUGGAUGGGGCAAAGGGGACUUUUUAGGUCUCUGCAACUUCAGCUGUGCACUGGGCUAUUGCCCUGUUGGUGCUUGUGUUUGCACCAAGAUGGGUCCUCACCCGGACAAGCCAGCAGCAAAGGGAGUUCAGGGCUACCCAGCAGCGGGAAGAGACGCCAACUUCGCGGGUCUUUGCUCUUUCAGCUGUAACUAUGGCUAUUGUCCCUCAGGAGUGUGUGACACGGUGCAGCAUCCACUUACGAUACCCACAAGGUCUCCAUUUGUGCCGGAUACCUGCGUGUCUGGGACUGGACAGGACUCAUUUGCUGGCCUAUGCAGUUACAGCUGCAAUUUUGGCUUCUGUCCCAUUCAUCGUUGCACAUGCACAGGCGUUGGACCUCUAAUCGAGCCUCCGCCAAAGAACACCAGCAUUACCGGGUACUCACCCUCAGUGGAUGACAGCGAUCUGUGCAUGUUCGCUUGUCAGAGGGGAUAUUGUCCUUCUCCGAUCUGUCAGGAGUAUUCCGCCGACGAUUUUGUCUGUGGAGCAUCCGAGGACGACUACGACGUCGAUUGCGGAGAGACCAUGCCUUGCGACUUUACCAAAAGCUAUGAUACACUAGCUGACUUGGCCAAUGUGAUGGAUACUAUAGAUCCGUACUGCACCAGUUAUUAUUCCAUCAACGUCCUAGGUCGCAUGCUUGAUGAUGCGAUGGUCGAUUAUAACUCGGUCGUUGCCGGAGACUACGACAAGAAAUUCAACGAUUAUGUCGAUUACAUCAAGGACACUAUACCUUUGCAGCUCCGGCAGUUUCUCUUGGAUUCAAACAGUACGGUGAGCCGCGGCAAUAAAUACUUUGAGUGUGCUUUUGAUGGACCAGGACCGCGAGAAGCAUGCCCCAUUGACACCAAUUUCUACACUGGUCGAGUUACAGUUACUUACUACCUGGUCGACGCAGAUGGCUUUUACGCUGAUCUGGCUGUAACAUAUGGGAUUCAAAAGGAAUGGGUGGAGUUCGGAGAGUACGACAACACUCAGUGCCGUGGUCCCGUCCUGGGCGAUGAGCAAUGCACAAUCUAUUACGGUUUCCCGCUCAAAUCAAGCAAUGUCACCGUGGACAACCCAAAGGAUAUUGUUACCAAGGCUCUGCCUGGUAUUCGGAGACUCAAUACGACAAUUGCCCUGACGCAGCUCGAGAUCAACGCGGGAACAUGGACUGGUGUUCUGGACGAUGUGAUCCAAACCAUCUCCACGGCUGUCUUUCUUGUUCAGCAAGCCAUUGAUUCUAUGAAAAGUGUCGUGAAGAUUGCAGAUGACUACGAAGACGAGAAGGAGAAGAGACUGGUUGAGACCAUCCUUGGCGUUGUUCUUCUCGUCCUGCCAUUUGUGGGCGAGCUGGAUUAUUUCACGGAGAGCAUGGUCGUUCUGGGUCGCAUGCUGCGGCUUGCUACUGACGUUGGUCUUGUGGGAACGACUAUAUAUAGCGUUGUUGAGGAUCCAUCGUUGGCUCCCUUUACCAUUCUCACGGCACUGAUGGGAGGUGCCAGAACACCGGAGACAUUUUCGACCACCGCUGCUGCGCGGCGAAAGAUGACUGACGAGGAUAUUGAAGCUUUAGGGCCAGUGUUCAAAAACAACAAUAUGAAUUACCAGAGCGUCGCUGGACAAUGCAGGAAAGAGCUGAGUACAUAG
Aspergillus udagawae is the source of this 1710-nucleotide messenger RNA. RefSeq lists its product as uncharacterized. Bases 1 to 1710 code for a protein of 569 amino acids. Lineage: Eukaryota; Fungi; Ascomycota; Eurotiomycetes; Eurotiales; Aspergillaceae. The record is from RefSeq and is a predicted model, not a curated record. The transcript has a single exon.